Molecule: messenger RNA, 3291 nt
Organism: Oncorhynchus gorbuscha (pink salmon)
Lineage: Eukaryota; Metazoa; Chordata; Actinopteri; Salmoniformes; Salmonidae
Product: cytoskeleton-associated protein 2-like
Exons: 6
Coding region: 117-2144 (675 amino acids)
Cellular component (GO): cytosol; mitotic spindle; centrosome
Source: RefSeq, a predicted model, not a curated record
UUUCAAAACAGACCACGAAAUAGAUGAAGUCGGUUUGUUUAUGUUAGCUCGCUAGCAAACCAUAACUUGUGUUCCACUAAAAUAGCGAAAAAUUUAGCUAGCUACACUAAAAUAACAUGUCUCAAGUGACUAGAUUACAAAUAGCAAUGGACGCGGAAGAAAUUGUUGCCCAACUUAACAGAAAAGAAUUGCGCAAGCAGCAGUUGAUAGAGUACUUAGCAGCAAAAGGAAGACUGAAGCCACCAAACCCAAAACCUUAUCUUCGAGAUGCCGUUAAAGCAAAGCAGAUCACCAUGUCUACCGUGAAGGAUGAUCUGGACCCGGGAAAAGAGAACCGGGGUCCAAAUGCUCUCAAGAUGAAAAAGAGAGUGGUGAAGGUUCAACCUCUGAUGGCCAACGCCGUUUCCCAAACCACAGGCACCUUCUGCAGUACCACCAACAAACAGAGCUCCGCCAACGGUCUCCUCUCUGCAACAUCGAGUACCGCACGUCUCAACGUGCUCAAAGGCAUUACAAAGCCUUCUGCGGUUGCCCCAAGUCACUCAACCAGCCUGAAGACGGCUCCAGCCAGAUCACAAUCCACUGUCCCUACCAAAAGAUGCCCAGGCACCACCAACCAACCCAGACCCCAGCCUAAUCCAACAGUUAAAGUCGGCAACACACGCCCUAGCUCAGCCAUACCCCUGGCAAGCGCUGGUAGAACACAUUCAGCCAACACAACCAGACCAAAGUCAAAUAUUACUGGGAAACCCGCUAACACUCUCCACACAGUCGGCACGCGGCCCAACACAGCCGGCACGCGGCCCAACACAGCCGGCACGCGGCCCAACACAGCCGGCACGCGGCCCAACACAGCCGGCACGCGGCCCAACACAGCCGGCACGCGGCCCAACACAGCCGGCACGCGGCCCAACACAGCCGGGACGCGGCCCAACACAGCCGGCACGCGGCCCAACACCGGUAGUGCCAGAAUGAGUCCGAGCACAUUGGUUAAAACCAAGACAAGUCUUGUGUCUGUCCAGAUGCAGCCUAGAAGCACCACCGUCCCUGCUCCAGCAUCAGUCUCCUUCACCCCCCUGGUCUUGAACAGAGCAUGCCCAAGCACCAGCCCAGUCCCAGCUGUGACCCAAAAGCCACCAGUUACUACUCAGAGGAGAACAAAUCCCUUCACUGGCGUGAGUGAGACUAACCAGAGGACAACUGCCUUGGCUGCGGACAAUGGGCAAAGGAGGAGCCAAGCUGUGAGCAGGACUGAUUCCAAACCACUCCCAGAGAGAUCCAGUAAACCAGCAGGGCAGAAACAACCUGUCACUGGACCUAAACCCAUCAUCCAAGGCCCUGCUGGUCCUGGGCACAAGACUGCAGCUUCGAAGCCAGGUGAUAUUCAGAGGGCUGGAUCACAGCACAGGGCCGAGGCUAGAGGAGCAGGAGCCAGCACUCGGAUAUGGAAGGCUGCCUCUCGAGCCUCCACCGGGAUAACAGGAAGCCAAUGGCAGAACACGGCUCUGAGUAGGGCCAUGCAUGCAGCUGUGGCUGCGAUGGGACAGAAAAGCAGCGCCGAGGAAAACCGAGACAUGGAGAGCGGGUCGGCAGACACCGACACCAAGAAUGAACCCAAUGCUCUAUCGCCCUCAUCAACAUCUCCGGCGUGUUGGCCUAGGCCUCACAGCAGCACAGCAAGUGGUGUGUGGAUCCCCCAGACGGUGCCUCGCUCUGCCAAAAAGUCCAGCCAUGGCCAGGAGGAGGUGGGGUGGGAGGCUGGUGUUGGCCUUAAGACACCCAGAGACCAGGCCAGGGUCGUGCCCAAGACCGAGGGUCGCAGGAAGAUGACAGCUGCCCAGGAAGAGAGAAUGCAGAAGCUCCAGGAAUGGCGUGAGAACAGGGGCAUCUCCUACAAGCGUCCCCCCAUGCCGGUGAGGCCUCCUCGGGUGCGGCGCACCUUGGCCAUUCCUCAGGCUUACUGGGACGGUAUGGAGGAGGAAGUUGAGGCCAGGUCUCUGGUUGAAGCUGUGGACCGGUGCCUGGCUGACUGCAUCAAACUGCUGAAUGAGUCUAGUAACAUGACCUGUGGUUGUCCUGGAAAGGAGGUGUGCGUCACGAUAUCUCCUUUCGCCGGAGGUGUGCGGUUAUUUCCAAAUUUGUGAAGCCAUUAAUUUCCUUUCAAGUCAGUGAAAGGGAACACUUGCAUACUUUGGGAGGAAGCCAAGAUAAUUUGGACGUAACCUCACUACUUUCUGUUGUUUGAUCUUUUCCAACACACACCGUAAACCUCGAGACCAAACAGAAGAGUUGGUUGACCCCUCAUCUUUCCAGCCUGGUCUGCCUGACGGCCCCCCUUUACUGAAUAGCACAUUAGGCCAUCAUUAGCUGUAGGCUACUGAUAAUAGCUCACCUAAUAUUUGUGUAAUUUGUUAACAGCCUUAAAGAUUUGGGUAAACAGACUUAAAUGUGUCUGACUUUUUCUGUGUCUGACUCUGCUUUGUCUAUACUGAUGUUUAGCCUGUUUUAUCACAGUGGGAAUAAUUCCACUGUUUGUAUUCGGCCAUAUUCCCAGUCACCUUGCCAUGGUUAAAUGCGGUGGCUCGCGCGACUGCUCCCAUCUAUCCACGGUAUGAUGCAAUCCCUGAUGUCUCUCUGGAAGGAAAUCCUCACCCUGAGCUCGUCAACUUUAUUAUCCAGACACUGAACAUUUCGUAAUAUACUCUGAAGUUGUGGGUGGUAUGCACGCCCCCUGAGUGGGACUAGAAGUUUACUUAGAGUACGUCUUCUCCACUGGUAAUGUUUUGAAUCAGCCUUUGGAAUCAGUUCAAUUGCCUGGGGGGGUUUUGAACAAAGGAUAAGAUUUGGGAAGUUGUACUCCUCAAAUUUGAUUAGUCACAUACACAUGGUUAGCAGAUGUUGAUGCGAGGGUAGCGCAAUGCUUGUGCUUCUAGUUCCGACAAUGCAGUAAUAACCAACAAGUAAUCUAACUAACAAUUCUAAAACUGUCUUAUACACACAAGUGUAAGGGGAUAAAGAAUAUGGACAUAAGAUAUAUGGUGAGUUACCGCCGCUCUGAUAUCCAAACGUUCUUCCCGGGCUGUAUGUAAUAACACAACAUUUGCGGUAUUUACUUUGUAUUAUUUCCUACAUUAUUAGGCAAGUAGAGUGGCCAAGGGGCUAGAAGCACGGCUGCCCUCUAUCGACGCCAUCUAUGUUUCUGACUGCUCCUGUGUCUGACUGACUGCUCCUGUGUCUGACUGACUGCUCCGGUGUCUGACUUUCUGUGUUUCUGACUGUUUCCCCCACCCC